GGCUGACUUCCAACAUGAUCAAGUACAUCAUUUUACUGACUUUAUUCGUGGCUGUUGCACAAUGUUUUGUGUGUCCUAAAAACUUUUGUGAUAAAGUAGAAUGUGAAGAUCUUAGUUCCUGCCGUGCUGAAAAUGGAUAUAAAGUCAGACAGAAGGGAGGUUGGUGCCGAUGUUGUGACAUUUGUGUGAAGGUUUUGGGAGAGUAUGAACGCUGUAGACCACCAAUAGAAUUAGGAGUUAUAUAUAGAUCUGAAUGUGCCGAGGGUCUUUAUUGUUCUCCAGAACUCGAAAGAUGUAUUAAAGAAUAAAUUUUGAAAGAAAAAAUUGAUAACUUCAAGACAAUAAAAUCUUUACUGCUUAGAAA
Argiope bruennichi is the source of this 364-nucleotide messenger RNA. RefSeq lists its product as uncharacterized. Gene Ontology annotation, molecular function: peptidase inhibitor activity. The record is from RefSeq and is a predicted model, not a curated record. The coding region runs from base 15 to 308 and encodes 97 amino acids. Gene Ontology annotation, biological process: negative regulation of peptidase activity. The transcript has 2 exons. Lineage: Eukaryota; Metazoa; Arthropoda; Arachnida; Araneae; Araneidae.